AUGACCGCCAAUGUUCUAUCUUUUUACAGAAGGCAUCGGUUGAGGAUCCUGAAAACUUCAUAUAUUUUACUACUAUUCACCACUUUAUAUAACGUUAAUGGUGGGGGGAGCAACACAACAGCUAACGAUCGGAAGGAUAAUAAAAAGAGUCAGGUUACCGAUAAAAAUGACAAAACACUACCCUCUUAUCAACGUAACAAAAUAAAAAAUUCAGGACGUAUUGAAGGUUAUUCUGGUAAUGAGGACAAUGACGAAGGGGAAGAGAGUGAUGUUCAAGCCUUGAUAAUAAGUCCUAAAAAUGAUCGUCUAUCGAAAAGUAGGUCAGGUUCUAAUGUAGAACAGGAGGACAAGAAGAAUCCUAAUGUUAGUGAACCCACUCCGAAGCGUAGGAGAACUGAUUUUCUUUUAAAGAUAAUUCUAAAUGAUAAAAAAUGUCUAAUUUUAUUCUUCACUCAAGCAAUCUUACUUAUCAUUAGAACAUUCCUUUCACUUCAUGUCGCUACAUUAGAUGGGAAAUUAGUCUCUUCUUUAGUGAAAGCCCAAUAUCCAAAGUUUUUGAAAAUUUUACUGGGUCAAUGGAUGGUUUUAGGUAUCCCUGCAAGUUUCAUUAAUGCAUUAAUCAAUUAUUUGACAAAAUUAUGUUCCGUAACUAUAAAUAGACUGAUUUCUAAAGUCUUAUUGGAUAAAUAUUUAUCAAGUCAUCAUACUUUUUACGCUGUUGCUGCUUCCACUGGAGUUGGUACAGGGACUACCCCUAAUAAAAAAGACGGGAGUGAUGAUGAUAAUAAUAAUACUACGCAACGAAUUAAUUCAGUAUCUGAAAUUCAAGAUAAUCUAACAAAGGAUAUUUAUACUUUCUCAACUAACACGUCCAUCUUAUUAAAUCAAUUACUAAAACCAAUGUUGGAUUUAAUAUUAUGUUCAUUUAAAUUAUUGAUGUCAAGCACAAAUAAUAUGGGUGAAGGUACGUUAGCAUUAGGUUUAAUAGUAUAUGGUUCUAAUUCUAUCUUGAAGUUAAUUCAGCCAAAUUUUACGAGUUUGACAAUGAAAAGAGCUUCUCUAGAGAGUGCGUUCAGAUCAUUACAUUCAAAUAUUCAUACUCAUAGUGAAGAAAUCGCACUUUUGAAAGGUCAAGAUAGAGAAUUGGCUAAUUUGGAUUUCACAUUCUAUAAAUUGGUCUUGUUCCUUAAUAGAGAAAUUAAAGCUAAAGCCCUCUAUGAUUUGGCUACUACAUUCAUCAUUAAAUAUACAUGGGGUGCUGCUGGUUUAGUGUUAUGUUCUAUUCCAAUUUUUUUCAAAGGUGAUACAACUACUAACCUUGAUGAAGAAUUAUUGAUAGAAGAUAAUAGUAAUAGGGACAAGCAAGAUGAACAUGACAUUACCGCUGACUUUAUUACUAAUAGAAGGCUUUUGUUAACUGCUUCAAGUUCAAUUGGUAGAUUUGUAGAAUUGAAGAAAAAUGUUCAACAAUUACGUGGUGUUAGUUUAAGACUAAAUGAAUUUAAUGAUUUAUUAGAUAGAAAUUUAAAUCCUCAACUUGAAGAAAAGGACACGUCCAUGAUUGAGUAUAAUAAUUCAUUAAUUAAAUUUGAAAAUGUCCCAUUAAUUACACCAGCGAACCAGGUCCUAGUGAAAAAUUUAUCAUUUGAAUUGAAACAUGGUGAUCAUCUUUUAAUCAUUGGACCAAAUGGAUGUGGUAAAUCAUCAUUAUUCCGUAUUCUUGGAGGGUUAUGGCCCGUCAGACAAAUUGAUGAUCCAAAUUUAAAGACUAAAUUAAUUCUUCCCAAGAGAUCAUUAAAUGAUGAAACUAAUGGUAAUAAGCAAGAAUGUUCAAUUUUUUAUUUACCACAAAAACCUUACAUGGGUAAUCGUUCUACAUUCAGAGAACAGAUAAUAUAUCCUGAUACCAUGGAGCAAUUUUUGCAAAGAUUCAAUAACGAUUAUGAAAAAGGUGAUAAAGAAUUAACGAAAAUAUUAGAAGCUUUAGAAUUAGAUGACUUAAUUGCUGAGAAUUUGUCAUUAAUAUUAGCUCAACGAUCGAUGAAUGAUCAAACCUCAAAGAAGAUCUCUAUUCAAGAACAAUCGCAAGCGCAAGCGAAGAAUCAAGGAGAGAAGAUUGAAGGUGAUGAUGUUGAUGAUAGAGAUUUGAUAAUGGUUCCCUCUAAUGGUGUUGAAACUUCUAGUGCUGAUGAUGCUGAAACUUCUUCUUCUUCUUCCAUUAUUAAUGUUAGAGAUGCAUUUGAUUUAAGAAGGAAUUGGUCUGAUGAAUUAUCCAUUGGUGUACAACAAAGAUUAGCCAUGGCAAGAAUGUAUUAUCAUCGACCUAAAUUUGCUGUUUUGGAUGAAUGUACUUCAGCUGUAUCACCUGAGAUGGAGCAAAAAAUGUAUAAGAUAUCACAAGAUUUUGGAAUUUCUUUAAUUUCUGUCUGUCAUAGGACAAGUUUAUGGCAUUUCCAUAAUUAUUUGUUAAGAUUUGAUGGGAAAGGUGGAUAUCAAUUUAAUAAAUUUGAUCCUGUGAAAAGAUUAAAAGAGGAGGAAAAAUUAACUGAAUUGAAUUCUUUAUUGGAUCAACAAGUACCUGUUUGGAAGAAAAAAUUAACUGAUUUGAAAAUUGCCCGGAGAUCUAAUUUAGUUAAAAAAUCUCAAAGUGAAUUAAAUGUUACCAAGACAAUAGCUUGA
Naumovozyma dairenensis CBS 421 is the source of this 2679-nucleotide messenger RNA. RefSeq names its product ATP-binding cassette long-chain fatty acid transporter PXA2 (gene PXA2). The transcript has a single exon. NCBI's taxonomy places the organism in Eukaryota, Fungi, Ascomycota, Saccharomycetes, Saccharomycetales, Saccharomycetaceae. The coding region runs from base 1 to 2679 and encodes 892 amino acids. Gene Ontology annotation, cellular component: peroxisomal membrane. The record is from RefSeq and is a predicted model, not a curated record. Gene Ontology annotation, biological process: fatty acid beta-oxidation; long-chain fatty acid import into peroxisome; peroxisome organization. Gene Ontology annotation, molecular function: ATP binding; ABC-type transporter activity; ATP hydrolysis activity.